Messenger RNA from Nannizzia gypsea CBS 118893, 1905 nucleotides. RefSeq names its product mitochondrial Rho GTPase 1. The coding region runs from base 1 to 1905 and encodes 634 amino acids. The record is from RefSeq and is a predicted model, not a curated record. Lineage: Eukaryota; Fungi; Ascomycota; Eurotiomycetes; Onygenales; Arthrodermataceae. Gene Ontology annotation, cellular component: mitochondrial outer membrane. Gene Ontology annotation, molecular function: GTPase activity; calcium ion binding; GTP binding. The transcript has 2 exons. Gene Ontology annotation, biological process: mitochondrion organization; small GTPase-mediated signal transduction; regulation of mitochondrion organization.
AUGGGAACCGUGCGAAUCUGCGUCUGCGGCGAUGAAGGGACGGGCAAGUCGAGCUUGAUAACGUCGCUUGUCAAGGGAGUCUUCGUGACAAACAAGAUCCAGACCGUCCUGCCGCAAGUGACCAUCCCGCCGACCAUUGGGACGCCCGAUAAUGUGACCACGACGACCAUUGUUGACACGUCUGCCCUGCCGCAAGAUCGAAAUAACCUUGCAAAGGAGCUUCGCAAGUCCAACGUCAUCCUUCUCGUUUACUCAGACCAUUACAGCUACGAGAGGGUUGCCCUAUUUUGGCUCCCGUAUUUCCGUUCCCUGGGUGUCAACGUUCCCGUGGUCUUGUGCGCCAACAAGUCAGACCUCUUGCAUGAACAUGGAGAGUCACAGCCAAUAGAGGAGGAGAUGCUUCCGAUCAUGACGGAGUUCAAGGAAAUUGACUCCUGCAUUCGAAGUAGCGCCAGAACACACAGGAAUGUAAACGAAUCAUUCUUCCUCUGCCAAAAGGCCGUGACAUAUCCAAUAUCCCCCUUGUACGAUUCAAAGGAGUCGGUGCUCAAACCAGCAGCGGUACACGUGCUUCAUAGAAUAUUCUAUCUAUGCGACAAGGACCGUGAUGGGUACCUGAGCGACUGUGAAAUUGAAAACUUUCAAAAGAAGUGUUUUGGCAAGCAUCUGAGUGAGGAAGACUUGGCCAACAUCAAAGAUACUAUUCGGAGGGUGUUGCCUGACUCUGUCACGCCGUCUGGUAUAGACGCCAAAGGAUUUCUUCAUUUGAACAAGUUAUAUGUUGAAAAGGGUCGGCAUGAGACCGUCUGGAUCAUUCUUAGAGCCUUUCAGUACACAGACAACCUCUCUCUUCAGGAGGAGUUCUUACAUCCACGGUUCGACGUACCCCCUUUCUCCUCCGCUGAGCUCUCCCCUGCCGGCUACCGCUUUCUUGUUGAUCUCUUCUUGCUCUGCGAUAAGGAUAACGAUGGCGGUUUGAACGAGGAGGAACUUGCCUCUAUAUUUGCCCCAACACCAGGCUUACCUGCGUCAUGGACGGAGGAUUCAUUCCCAUCAUCCACAGUUCGCAAUGAGGCCGGCCACGUAACCCUACAGGGCUGGCUUGCGCAGUGGAGUAUGACCACGUUUACCUCUCCCAAGACGACAUUGGAAUACCUUGCAUAUCUAGGCUUUGAGUCCUUUGAUCGUAACAACCCCACUACCACCGCUGCCCUUCAGAUCACCAAACCCCGGAAACGCCGCAGACGGCCAGGGCGCGUGGGCCGGAACGUUGUCCUCUGCCAUGUCGUCGGUGCUCCAGGCUCAGGUAAAUCCUCUCUUCUGGACGCCUUCUUAUCUAGGGGAUUCUACCCGUCCUACCGCCCAACCAUCCAGCCUCGUACUGCCGUGAACACAGUAGAGCUUCCAGGCGGUAAACAAUGCUACAUGAUCCUCGAUGAACUAGGCGAACUGGAACCCGCUAUUCUCGAUAACCAGGCAAAGCUAUUAGACCAGUGCGAUGUGAUUGCCUACACGUACGACUCAUCCGACCCGGACUCCUUCGCCUACAUACCUAAACUACGAGCUAAAUACCCACACCUAGAGGAGCUACCCAGUGUCUUCAUUGCCCUCAAAGCUGAUUUGGAUCGCACCACGCAACGAGCCGAGCUACAACCAGACGAAUACACUAGCAAGUUGAACAUGUCUGGCCCACCGUUGCACGUCAGCGUAACAUGGAGCUCAAUACAAGAGUUGUUCGUGCAUAUCGCUGAGGCAGCCAUGGAGCCUAGCACUGCUUUUCCCCGCAUCGAAGAAGACGCGGAAGGCAAGUGGAUGGCAUGGGGCAUUGCAAUCGGUGCAGUUGUUUGUGCCAGCGCAGCAGCUGUUAUGAUAUGGAGACGGGUCAGUUGGGGAGGGAAAUACUAG